AUGGCAUUUACAACACGUGCUUUCUACAAAGCCAAUGAAAAUCGGAUUUAUAUAAGCGCAGGAGUUUUACAACCUCCAUUCUACUAUGAAGGAGGUAGUUUAGCUUCAAAAUUUGGAGGGAUCGGCUGGAUUGUAAGUCAUGAACUUAUGCACGCCAUAGGCAUUACCG
Molecule: messenger RNA, 169 nt
Organism: Schistosoma turkestanicum
Lineage: Eukaryota; Metazoa; Platyhelminthes; Trematoda; Strigeidida; Schistosomatidae
Source: the annotation of a GenBank genome assembly